GCCGUCCCCCCAGCAACCAUGACUCUACUCCAGUCAACAGUGAUGAUACUCCUCACUGUGUGUUUCCUAAUAGCGAUGCCGCAAUCUUCAGCUUGGGCAACCGGAAGAAGAACCCGACGCUGUCGAGAGCCUGUGAACCGUAAGCUGGACACUCAAGAUCUACUCCAUGACAGUUUCUAUCAAAUCCCCCCUCUCCUCGACACUGUUGCCAACCUGUCGUCAGUCCAGGAAGAGUUCGUCAACUUGAGGUACAUGUUGCUGGCAGGCGAGCCCCAGUGCCCGACGUGGGAGGAGGCCGUGCGGCUCCAUGGGGGGAAGGUCUGCCCCUUCCACUACGUGCUCAACUACGACGAGAACAGAAUCCCCAACACCGUGGUGGAGACAGAGUGUAACUGUGUGGAAUGUCUAAGACCGGACAAUGGCCCCUCCAGCCUGAUGGACUGCCUGCCUAUAAUAUAUUACACCAAGGUGUUCCGCAGGACCGGGUGUGUGGAGGGCGUGUAUCGGUAUGCCGCCAUAUGGGAGCCUCUCAAGAUCGGAUGUCAGUGUGCGCAUGCGCCAAGUCGCUUUACAGAAAACGUCAGAACGAGAUCUCGGCCAUAGGCUCUUGACUGUAUCGCCCGUUUAGAUUUCCCAUUGUCCAAAAACUCAUUUUAUUCAUACUCCUGUGAUUUAUUUAUUGCGAACAGGGAAAUGCGUUC
This is a messenger RNA of Haliotis rubra (blacklip abalone), 701 nucleotides long. Its product is annotated as interleukin 17-like protein. Lineage: Eukaryota; Metazoa; Mollusca; Gastropoda; Lepetellida; Haliotidae. The transcript has 2 exons. Gene Ontology annotation, molecular function: cytokine activity. Bases 19 to 603 code for a protein of 194 amino acids. Gene Ontology annotation, cellular component: extracellular region. The record is from RefSeq and is a predicted model, not a curated record.